ACAGCCGCCCAGCGAGCGCGCAGGAGAGGCGACGGCGGCCGGACGUGAGGGGACCGCGUUACUCCUGAAAGAGUCUCCCGUGCGCACCCACUCCGCUGCCGGGCGGCUGGAAUCCGUGAGAUGAGCAGUCACUGUCCCGGGAGUUCGGUAACUGCGGUCAAACCCUCUUCUUCGGGGUGUUGUAGAAGCGCGCGGCGCCAGCUCCUGGACGAAGAGCACUGAACAUCUGUCCAGCUGCCGGGAGGUGGACGGCGAGGUCAGCCGCUGAUCGGCGCUCGCUCUUGCCGGGAUGGUGCCUGUGUGUUCCUGAGGAGCUGCGCUCGGGACACCUGCAAAGACGAAAUGGAAUUUUUUAACUCCACGCCACCCGCGAUCGACGUGGGCUCCGGCAACGACACUGAGCUGUGGACCGCCGCCGGUGCUGAAGUCGCCAGCCGCCGCCCCGUUGGCAGCGAGGACCACCGGUCCCAGCCCGGGGGAAGCCUGCUCGCCGGGGCCGGUGCCGAAGGCGUCGGGACCAGGCUGUGGAUCUACAACGUCACGGGCGAGGAGUCCCCGCCGUUCCUGACCGACGCCUGGCUCGUGCCCUUGUUCUACGCCCUGGUCCUGCUGGUGGGGCUCGUGGGAAAUUCCCUGGUCAUCUACGUCAUCAGCAAGCACAGGCAGAUGAGGACGGCCACUAACUUCUACAUAGCCAACCUGGCGUGUACAGACAUCACCUUCCUGGUGUGCUGCGUGCCCUUCACUGCCACCCUGUACCCCCUGCCCAGCUGGAUCUUCGGGGAGUUCAUGUGCAAGUUUGUCAACUACUUGCAGCAGGUCACUGUGCAGGCCACCUGCAUCACCCUGACGGCCAUGAGCGUGGACCGUUGCUACGCAACCUUAUACCCGCUCCAGUCACUACGGCGCCGUACACCACGUGUUGCCAUGGCAGUCAGCGUUGGGAUAUGGAUCGGCUCCCUGCCUCUGUCGCUGCCCAUGGCCCUGUACCACCGCAUCGAGGUGGGCCUGUGGUACGGCCUGCGCACCUACUGCACGGAGAGGUUCCCCACCGAGGGCCUGCAGAGAGCCUACAUCCUCUACACCUUCCUGGCCGCCUACUUGCUGCCCCUCCUCACCAUCUGCAUCUGCUACACCGUCGUGCUGAAGAGGGUGGCCCGGCCCCUGGUGGAGCCCGCUGACCACAACUACCAGCGGGUGCCAGGGCUGUCGGAGCGCUCGGCGGCGAUGCGCGGGCGCGUGACGCGCAUGGUGGUGGCCAUCGUGCUGCUCUUCACCGUGUGCUGGGGCCCCAUCAUGCUGUUCAUGCUGUGCCAGGGCUUCUACCCCGGGUUCCAGGUGGACUACUACACCUACAAGAUCAAGACCUGGGCCAACUGCAUGAGCUACGCCAACUCAGCCCUCAACCCCAUCGUCUACGCCUUCCUGGGGGAGAGCUUCCGCGCCUCCUUCCGCAAGGCCUUCCCGCUGCUCUUCCGGCGACGGGUGCGGGAC
Molecule: messenger RNA, 1494 nt
Organism: Lepisosteus oculatus (spotted gar)
Lineage: Eukaryota; Metazoa; Chordata; Actinopteri; Semionotiformes; Lepisosteidae
Product: G-protein coupled receptor 54-like
Biological process (GO): neuropeptide signaling pathway
Cellular component (GO): plasma membrane
Molecular function (GO): G protein-coupled peptide receptor activity
Source: RefSeq, a predicted model, not a curated record